CAGGGACACAGAGCGUCACCGGUGCCACCUCCCUGCUCCAGCCCAGAGCACAGGGCACCGCAUGGUGUGCAGAGGGCUCGGGAAUAUCCCCGCUCAGGGAGACUCCAGCCCCUCCCUGGGCAGCCUGGGCAGGGCUGGGCAGUGCCCAGGGCACGAGUUGUGCCUCCUGUGCAGGGGGAAUUGCUGGGCUCGGACCCUGCCCGUGGCUCUGGUGCCACUGCUGGGCCCCUGAGCAGAGCCCGGGCUCUGCUGGGAGCCCUCCCUGCACACAGGGACAGCCAGGGCUGAGGCCCCUCUCAGCUGGGGCUCCUCUCCAGGCUGAACAGCCCCAGCUCCCUCAGCCUUUCCUCCACAGGGAGAUGCUCCAGGCCCUCCUCAUCCUCACAUGUACUGGCCCCACUUGAGGAACUCUGUGUCUUCCUUUUCCUGAGGACCCCAGGACUGGCCACAACACUCUAAAUGUGUCUCACCAGGGCUGGGCAGAGGGGCAGGGCUCACUUUCCCCUGCACUCUGGCCAUAGCUCAUGCCCGUGUCCCUGCAGUGCAGUGCCCCUGGCCCACGUGGAGGUGGAGGGCCGCAGGGAUCGGCCACCCCUUGUCCUGCUCCAUGGGCUCUUUGGCAGCCACAGCAACUUCCAGACGGUGGCCAAGACACUGGUGCGCCGUGGUAGCGGCAAGGUGCUGACGGUGGACGCCCGGAACCACGGCAGCAGCCCCCACAGCCCUGUGAUGACGUAUGAAGCGAUGAGCCUGGAUGUGCAGCACCUCCUGAGCCGCCUGGGCAUCACCAAGUGCAUCCUCGUGGGGCACAGCAUGGGGGGCAAGACGGCCAUGACACUGGCCUUGCAGCAGCCAGACCUGGUGGAGCGCCUCAUCUCUGUAGACAUUGGUCCUGGCUCAACCGCCCCCGUGUCUGAAUUCUCUGCCUACAUCUCAGCCAUGAAGGAGGUGAAGGUCCCGCUGGGGCUGAGCCGCUCGGCAGCACGCCAGCUGGCAGAUGACCAGCUGCAGCCUGUGGUCAAGCUCCCACAGCUCAGACAGUUCCUCCUCACCAACCUGGUGGAGGUGGAGGGCCGCUACAUGUGGCGGGUGAACCUGGAGGCUAUUUCCCGGCAUCUGGCAGAUAUCAUGAACUUCCCCAUCUUCCACGAGCCGUACCCUGGUCCUGCACUGUUCUUGGGAGGGUCUGACUCGCCCUAUAUCAGCUCCAGAGACUACCCAGAGAUCCAACGCCUCUUCCCCAAGGCAGAGAUCCAGUACAUUAAAGGUGCAGGCCACAUAGUCCAUCAGGAUAAAUUUGAAGAAUUCAUCACUGCUGUCCUCAAUUUCCUGCCACAGCUGUAGCACUGGGGACCAGGGUUUCUGUAAAGCCCAUGUGGGUCCUGAGGAGCUCUGGGCAGUGACGCAGGGCUCGGGCUCUGAGGAUGGGCUCAGCUGGGACUGGCUGCCCUCACUGCAGUCUGAUCCUGCCUGCAAGACCUUUUCCCAUCCUGGUUCUCCUGCAGUCAGAGCAGAGAGGCACCUGCAUCCUGCUGAGAUCUCCUGCCACCUCGCAGGGACACGGGGUGGCACUGGCUCAGGACACUGUCCUGCCUGCACGGUGGUGUCAGGCACAUGGAAGGGGCAGAGAGCCCUCUUCUUUUCCUGCUGCCAGACCCUCCCAAGGAUCUGGCCGUGACUUUGCAGAAUGUGCAAUAAAGCUGAUUUCAUGCCAAGGCACAACACA
This is a messenger RNA of Parus major (Great Tit), 1726 nucleotides long. RefSeq names its product abhydrolase domain containing 11 (gene ABHD11). Bases 460 to 1344 code for a protein of 294 amino acids. Gene Ontology annotation, cellular component: mitochondrion. The transcript has 5 exons. NCBI's taxonomy places the organism in Eukaryota, Metazoa, Chordata, Aves, Passeriformes, Paridae. The record is from RefSeq and is a predicted model, not a curated record.